This is a messenger RNA of Acanthosepion pharaonis, 1563 nucleotides long. NCBI's taxonomy places the organism in Eukaryota, Metazoa, Mollusca, Cephalopoda, Sepiida, Sepiidae. The record is from the annotation of a GenBank genome assembly.
AUGUCCGUUCCUAUCAUGCUUUUCCUAAUUUUCUUUCUUGUCUGCUUUUCUUUCUUUUACUUUUUCUUCUUUUUUCUCUUGGUUUCUUUUUCUUUUUUCUCUUUUCUUUGCACAGAUUUUUACGUUUUCUUUUCUUUGAAUUUUUUUUUCUCUUUCUUUUUUUUUUUCAGACCUUUCUUCUCUCUCUUUCCUUUUCUUUCUUUUUCGCUAGCUUUUCCUUGUCUUUUUUGUUUUGGUUUGCGUAUUUUUUUACAUUUUAUGUUAUUUUUCUUUUUCUCUAUCCUGUUCUUUGAGCCAAGUAUGUUCUCCCUCUCUCUUUUAUUCUUUCUUUCUUUGUUUAUUUCCUCUUCCCUUUUUUCGUUCUUUCUUUCUUUCGUUCUUUCCUUCUUUCUUUCUUUCUUUCUUUCUUUCUUUCUUUCUUUCUUAAUAUUUCGCCUCUUUCUUUCUUUCCUUUUCUUUCUUAUUCUUUUUCAGUCUUUACUUAUCUCAGUGAAAUAUUUAAUUGUCCCUGUCUUUCUUCCUCAUUCGCAUUUUCUUUUUUCUUUCUUUCUUAAUAUUUUGUCACUUUUAGUAUUUCUUCAUUUUUUGUUCUUCUUUCUUUCUUUCUUUCUUUCUUUCUUUCUUUCUUUCUUUCUUUCUUUCUUUCUUUCUUUCUUUCUUUUUUCUUUCUAUAUGAAUGCCUGUUCACUUAUUCUUUCUUUCCUAAUAUUUCAUCUUUAUUUCUCUUUUUAUUUCUAUCUAUCUUUCUUUCUGAUUAUUUUCUCUAUUUUUCAUUUGUUCUUUCUUUCUUUCUUUCUUUCUUUCUUUCUUUCUUUCUUUCUUUCUUUCUUUCUUCCUUUCUUUCGUUUCCGUCUUCGUCUUUUAUCUUCACCGUUUUUUUUCCUUCUUUCUUUCCCUCCCUUGCUUACAUUUUCUUUUCUUUUUCUGGGCUUCAUAUUUUAUUAUUUUCAUUUUAUUUUACGCUUUUCAUUUCUCCCCCUCUUAAAUUCUUUUUUCUUUCUUUUCGUUUCUAUAUCUUUUUUUUCUUUUCUUCUUUCUUCCACAAAUAUAAAAUUGUACUUUUUCUUUCUUUUUUCCUUUCAAAUAUUAAUUUUUUUCUUUUAUUGUUUGUCUCGUUCUUUCAUUCAUAUUCCUUUCUUUUUCUCCUCUUUAUCUUCAUUCAUUUUCUUUCUGCCUUUCUUAUCCUUUUCUCUUUAUUUAUUUCGUUCUUUCUUUCUGUCUCUCAUUCUUUCUUCCUUCCUUUCUUUCUUUCUUUCUUUCUUUCUUUCUUUCUUUCUUUCUUUCUUUCUUUAUAUUGACUCACAUUUUCUUUCUGCCUGCCUUUCUUUCUUUCUAAUGAUUUCUGAAACUAGUUCUUUCUUAUUCACAAAUUUGAAUUUUUUUUUCCGAAUCUUUCCUUUAUUUUUUUCUUCGUUAUAUUCUUUCCAUCUUUCUUUCUUUCCUUCUUUCUUUCUUUCUUUCUUUCUUUCUUUCUUUCUUUACUCUUUCUCCUUUAACAUUUCUGCUUCUUUCUUUCUUUCUUUCCUUCUUUCUUUCUUUCUUUCUUUACUCUUUCUCCUUUAA